UUCUCUUAACCUUCUUCAAUCUCUCAAACCCUGAAAAAUAUAUCUGGAAAGAAAUUCACUUCCAAAAUGCAUUUUAUGGCUUCCUUCAAAAUUUCCUCCACUUCUCUAUCAAUUUUUAUUAUUAUUCUCUUCUCUAAUGCGCUUUCCCUUGCCAGUGAGCCUGUAAUUACAGCUUCUCCUGCUGUUUUACCAUAUGUUACUGCCCCUAAUAUGUCCUCAUUCUUCCCUUCUCCUACCGAAGAGUGGCCUCUGAGUUCUGCAGAUCCUCCGGAAGGAUUAGCUCCGGUGCCGAGCUCCGGUGAGUUUUUAGGGAAGAAUUCGUCAAAUUCAGUAAAGCUCAAUGGUUAUGUUGCAGUAUUUUGUUUUGGAAUUUCUGUUAUAUUUGUAGUUAGAAUAGUUUAUUUUGUUUAAGAAAUUUUGAAUUGAAGUAUAGAAUUAUUUGUGUGAGAGAGAUCAUAUUGUAUGAAUUCAUUUGUGAUAUGAUUAUUAUAUAUGUAUUGUUAGUUUGAUUAGCCUUGACAUUAAUGAAAGAAAAGCUAUUGUUCAUGGAUGA
This is a messenger RNA of Jatropha curcas, 553 nucleotides long. RefSeq lists its product as uncharacterized. Lineage: Eukaryota; Viridiplantae; Streptophyta; Magnoliopsida; Malpighiales; Euphorbiaceae. The record is from RefSeq and is a predicted model, not a curated record.